Molecule: messenger RNA, 1569 nt
Organism: Chrysoperla carnea
Lineage: Eukaryota; Metazoa; Arthropoda; Insecta; Neuroptera; Chrysopidae
Product: dynein regulatory complex protein 10-like
Exons: 7
Coding region: 1-1569 (522 amino acids)
Source: RefSeq, a predicted model, not a curated record
AUGAACGUGUCCUCGCUGCAGUUGUCUUCAUUUUCUCAACAAUCAGUACAUACAUUUGGCAACGAUGUGGACGAUGAUUUUGAAGAUACGGAAACUCAAAGAAAUAACCUUCAACUAGAAAUUGAGCGUUCAAGAAUUAUUGAUAUUAUUAAUGAAAGUGUAAAUAAUAUAUCUAUUGCAUUAUGUUUAGACAAUUUCAUACAGAACGCUGAAGUUUUCAUAGUUCCAUAUUUUAAUAAAGAAGAACUGAAAAUUAUUUUCAAAGGAUUUUUAGAUAGAGAAAUGAGAGAAAUGGUUGAGACUAAAGGGAUUAGUGUACAUUAUGAUGAUAUAUCGAUUAACAAGCAAAUAGAAGACAAAGAUCUUACACCUUUGAAUGAAGCAUUAAAUAUAUUUUGUAAAAAUCCGAAUAUAAUAAAUUUAGCACGAUCAAAUUUCUUUGGUUCAAAAUGCAAGUCUGCAUCAACUGAGUAUGGUAUAUUUACAGCAUUUAGCGAAAUGUGUGAUUUUUUCAUUGAUCGGCUAAAUAUUCGAGCUGAUGAAGAAAGACGUGAAAGUGAUUAUUUAGUAGCCAUAUGGGAUAAGAACGAAAAGGCAAAAAUGAGAAUUGCCGAAUUACACAACACACUUAAAGAAAAACAAGCCAAAUAUGAAAGGCUAAAGAAGGAAAAAGGAGAAUACAUAAGUACACAUGAAGAAACUAUUAGAAACAAAACGUUACGCUGUCAAGAAGAAAUAAUACAAAAUACAACGAUAGCCGAACGACAUAUGGCAGAUGAUUGGCAUGUGAGUGUAGAAAAGCAACGUGAAUUAAAAGAAUUGUGUAAACAAAUUCGAAAUGAAAUGGAGACAUUAGUAGCAAAUCAUGUAUAUAUUGAAAAACAAAGUCGUGCCAAAAGGCUGAAAAUUGAAAUGCAGUUACUGUCGUGGGUGAAAAAAUAUGAUGAUGAAAUGGGGGAACGACAGGAUCGAUACGAUGUUUUAUUGAAACAAUUUGAGGAUGAAAAAUAUUUACUAGAGGAAAUGACAAAAAAAUUCGAAGAACAAGAACAAAUAUAUAUCGAAUUAAUGAGAGAAAAGAGAGAAUAUUUACAUAAAAUAUGGUUAGAAAAAGUAAGCCAUUUUAUAAGGACUAUUGCCGCAAGACAUAUUCAAAGAUGGUACAGAAGAAUUUUAAAAGCUACAGCAGCAAAGAAAAAAGCUGCUCAAAGAGCAGCGAAAAAAGGUAAAAAAGGCAAAUCUACUAAGCCAGAAUCAGCUGUAAAAAGUGCACCAACAGCUGUUGCUCCUAUAAAAGAUGUAGCGGGUACACAGCCAUUAAGUCAUGAACCAUCAACCGAUUCUAGACGAACUUCAAUGAGCAGUCGCAGGGCAUCUACUGUACCAAUUGGUGUGACGAAGAUUCAAACUGAACCUCGAGAAAUGAAUGUCGAUGAAAAUGAAACUGAAGAAAAUCAAAACGGUAAGAAAUUACCAAAAUUUGGAUAUGUUUCAACAUUUUUCAAGCCACCUUCAGAAGAAGAGGGGAACAAUUCGAAUGGCAACGUGGAUAGCAUAGAUUUAUUUUAA